AAACUUGACAGAGACCCGUCAAAUGGUACAGCUUUGCAAGAGAUCUCUUUCUGGCUAAAUUUGGAAAGAGCUCUUCAUCGCAUUCAAGAAAAAAGAGAAAGCAUUGAGGUAUCCCUAACGUUAGACAUCUUGAAAUACGGUAAGCGUUUUCACGCGACUGUAUCCUUCGAUACAGACACUGGUCUGAAACAGGCCUUAGCAACAGUGUCAGAUUACAACCCACUUAUGAAGGACUUCCCCAUCAAUGAUCUGCUGAGUGCUACUGAGCUUGAUAGAAUUAGGUUGGCAGUACAGCAAAUUUUCUCGCACCUGCGCAAGAUCCGAUCGACCAAGUACCCCAUCCAGCGUGGUUUGCGUCUAGUUGAGGCGAUCUCUCGCGAUUUGGGACAACAACUUCUCAAGGUACUGGGUACGCGUCGUUUAAUGCAUAUUCCAUUUGAUGACUUCGAACGCGUAAUGACGCAAUGCUUCGAAGUAUUCUCUUGCUGGGAUGACGAAUAUGAGAAACUUCAAGGUCUAUUGCGUGACAUCGUAAAGAAGAAGCGCGACGAACAUCUAAAAAUGGUGUGGCGUGUGUCGCCAUCACACAAGCGGCUGCAAGCGCGCAUGGAACAUAUGCGGCGGUUCAGACGUCACCACGAACAACUAAGAACUGUUAUGCUUCGGGUGCUCCGUCCGCGUGCGACUGUGGCUGCAGACCCCGGUGCAGGAGGUGAACCAGCCCAACCUCACUCGCUGCCUAUGGACGCCGCCGAUGCCAACGCUAUCGCUGAGGUCAACUUGGCAUAUGAAAAUGUGAAAGAAGUAGAUUGCCUGGAUAUCUCACGUGAGGGUUGCGACGCUUGGGAGGCGGCUGUUCGUCGCUAUGAGGACCGAAUUGAUCGCGUAGAAACCCGUAUCACGGCCCACCUCCGUGACCAGCUGGGCACAGCGAAGAACGCGAAUGAGAUGUUUAGGAUCUUCUCACGCUUCAACGCUCUGUUUGUCCGACCACACAUUCGUGGCGCUAUUCGGGAGUACCAAACUCAGCUUAUACAGCGGGUUAAGGAUGAUAUUGAGGCUUUACAUGAGAAAUUCAAGGUUCAAUACCCCCAAUCGAAAUGCAGUCGACUGUCCCUAGUGCGAGAUCUCCCGCCUGUUGCGGGGUCCAUUAUCUGGGCUAAGCAGAUUGAUCACCAACUUACUGCUUACUUGAAGAGAGUCGAGGAUGUUCUUGGCAAGGGAUGGGAGAACCAUAUUGAGGGUCAAAAACUGAAGGCAGAUGGCGACAGCUUCCGCCUGAAACUCGACACUCAGGAAGUCUUCGAUGACUGGGCUCGUAAAGUGCAACAACGUAACCUCGGUGUUUCUGGACGUAUCUUCGCUAUAGAGUCCGUGCGUGCUCGCUCUAGCAAGACUGGUACCAUCCUGAAGCUCAAAGUGAACUUUUUGCCUGAAAUUAUCACUUUGUAUAAGGAAGUGCGCAAUUUAAAGAACUUGGGUUUCAGAGUACCUCUAGCAAUCGUGAACAAAGCUCACCAAGCGAACCAGCUGUAUCCGUUUGCCAUUUCGCUCAUUGAGAGUGUUCGCACUUAUGAACGUACUUUGGAGAAGCUAAAUAAUAGGAAUCAUACAAAGAUUCGCGACAAAGCAUCGAUAAUUCCAUUAGUAGCAGGCCUACGCCGUGACGUUCUCAACCAAGUGUCAGAAGGAAUGGCACUCGUCUGGGAGUCCUACAAACUUGACCCUUACGUGCAGAAGUUGAGCGAAGUCGUCUUGCUAUUCCAAGAAAAGGUGGAAGACCUGCUAGCUGUCGAAGAACAGAUUUCUGUCGACGUUCGCUCCCUGGAGACGUGCCCAUACUCAGCUCCGAGUUUAGCAGAUAUCCUUAGCCGUCUUCAGCGCGCCAUUGACGACCUUUCAUUGCGUCAAUACAGCAACUUACGUCUGUGGGUGCAACGUCUGGAUGAAGAGGUGGAAAAAAGCCUCGCUGCCCGUCUACAAGCUGGAGUCGAAGCGUGGACUGCAGCCCUUCAAGGCAAGAGCAACGAAAUGGAUCUCUCCAUGGACACCUACUCACCCGCUGAGCCGACACACAAGCCUGGUGGAGACCCGCAGAUCGCCCGCGUAGUCCACGAAGUGCGAAUCACGAACCAGCAGAUGUAUCUCUUCCCGUCUUUGGAAGAAGCCCGCUUCCAACUCAUGCGCCAAAUGUUCGCCUGGCAAGCCGUUGUGACAAGCCAGCAUCGCUUGCAGAGCACUAGAUACCAAGUGGGCGUUGCGCGUGCGCAAACAGCGACCUACAGAAACUUGCUGACUAAGCUCCCUGCCGGAUCAGCACCUCUAGAAAACGCCUACGACGCCAUUGAGCACAAAAUUUCACAAGUUCGCGAAUACGUCGAUGAGUGGCUGCGUUACCAAGCCUUGUGGGAUCUUCAGCCUGAAAGCCUGUACGGUCGUCUCGGUGAAGACAUCACACUGUGGAUCAAAUGCCUCAACGACAUCAAAAAAUCCCGUACAACGUUCGACACAUCGGACACUCGUCGCGAAUAUGGACCUGUGGUGAUAGACUUCGCCAGAGUACAGAGCAAAGUGGCGCUUAAGUAUGACGCGUGGCACAAGGAGGUCUUGGGCAAGUUCGGAGCGUUACUCGGCGGUGAGAUGGUGCAGUUCCACUCUCAGCUGUCCAAAUCGCGUUCGCAACUGGAACAACAGACUAUUGAAGCCGCUUCCACCAGCGAUGCAGUAUCACUCAUUACAUACGUACAACAAUUGAAGAGGGAAGUACUUGCGUGGGAGAAACAAGUGGAUAUCUACAGGGAGGCACAACGCAUCUUGGAAAGACAGAGAUUCCAGUUCCCUACUCAAUGGCUGCAUGUUGAUAACAUCGAAGGUGAAUGGAGUGCCUUCAAUGAGAUAAUGCGUCGCAAGGACUCUUCAAUUCAAACUCAGGUGGCAUCACUGCAACAGAAGAUCGUAGCAGAAGACAAAGCCGUCGAAGCGCGUACACUGGAAUUCCUUACUGAGUGGGAGCGUAACAAGCCUACAGAUGGUUCUACAAGACCUGAAGAUGCGCUGGCUAGAUUGCAGGCUAUGGAAACUAGAUACACUAGGCUGAAAGACGAGAGAGACAAUGUAGCUAAAGCUAAGGAAGCUCUUGAGUUACACGAUACAGGAAGCUCUGUGAAUAACGAGCGUAUGACAGUGGCCCUCGAAGAGCUGCAAGACCUGCGCGGUGUGUGGUCGUCGCUCAGCAAAAUCUGGACACAGAUUGAUGACAUCAGGGAGAAACCAUGGCUCUCUGUACAGCCGAGGAAACUUAGGCAACAACUGGAAGCUAUGUUGAAUGAGCUCAAAGAGCUCCCCGCUCGUCUACGCAUGUACGACAGCUACGAGUAUGUACGCAAACUACUGCAAUCUUACACCAAGGUCAACAUGUUAAUCGUGGAGCUAAAAUCGGACGCUCUAAAGGAACGUCAUUGGCGUCAACUGUGCAAGGCUCUCAAAGUCGAAUGGUCGCUUUCCGAACUAACCCUCGGCCAAGUAUGGGAUGCCGAUCUAUUGCACAACGAACAUACUGUCAAGGAUGUCGUUUCAGUAGCUCAAGGAGAAAUGGCCCUGGAAGAAUUCUUGAAACAGGUGCGCGAAUCAUGGCAGAGCUACGAACUGGAUCUGAUCAACUACCAGAACAAAUGCAAGAUCAUCCGCGGCUGGGACGACCUCUUCAAUAAGGUUAAGGAGCACAUCAACAGCGUUGCUGCUAUGAAACUCUCGCCGUAUUAUAAGGUGUUCGAAGAAGAAGCACUAACAUGGGAAGAGAAAUUAAACCGUAUUAACGCCCUGUUUGACGUGUGGAUCGACGUGCAGCGUCGCUGGGUGUACUUGGAAGGUAUUUUCAGUGGAUCUGCUGAUAUUAAAACUCUACUGCCGGUGGAAACUAGCCGCUUCCAGAGCAUCAGUUCCGAGUUCCUCGGUCUGAUGAAGAAAGUGAGCAAGUCGCCUAUGGUGACUGAUGUGCUAAACAUCCCUGGAGUACAGCGAUCUCUGGAACGACUCGCUGACUUACUCGGCAAAAUCCAGAAAGCCCUCGGAGAGUAUCUUGAACGCGAGAGAACUAGUUUCCCUAGAUUCUACUUCGUCGGUGACGAAGAUUUGUUAGAAAUCAUCGGUAACAGCAAGAACGUUGCGCGUCUGCAAAAACAUUUCAAGAAGAUGUUUGCCGGUAUCGCUGCUAUCAUUCUCAACGAAGACAACACAAUUAUUAACGGUAUCGCUUCCAGAGAGGGUGAAGAGGUAUACUUCACACAACCAGUAUCCACGAUUGAGAAUCCCAAGAUCAAUUCCUGGCUAUCACUAGUAGAGAAAGAGAUGCGUGUCACAUUGGCUUGCCGGCUCAAAGACGCUGUCGCAGACGUGAAGCAGUUUAAGGACGGAAAUGUUGACCCGCAGAAAUUUAUUGAUUGGUGUGACAAAUAUCAGGCACAAAUAGUUGUACUAGCAGCUCAAAUUCUCUGGUCGGAAGACGUAGAAGCAGCUUUGACUAAUGGAGGCGGCGAAGGGCUUAAGCGCGUACUCGCUCAUGUUGAGAACAUGUUGAACAUCUUGGCGGACUCCGUGCUGCAGGAACAGCCACCACUUCGAAGGAGGAAGCUUGAACACUUGAUCAACGAGUUCGUGCACAAACGUACAGUGACCAGACGUCUGAUCGCAUCUGAUGUAAACAGCCCGCGUUCCUUCGAAUGGCUCUGCGAAAUGAGGUUCUACUUUGACCCUAGAAACAACGAUGUACUGCAACAACUCACAAUUCACAUGGCGAAUGCUAAAUUUCUAUACGGCUUCGAGUACCUCGGUGUGCAAGACCGUUUGGUCCAAACUCCGUUGACUGACCGCUGCUACCUUACUAUGACUCAGGCUUUGGAAGCCAGACUUGGAGGAUCACCGUUUGGACCCGCGGGCACGGGAAAGACGGAGUCAGUGAAAGCUCUUGGCAACCAACUCGGCCGUUUCGUACUGGUGUUCAACUGCGACGAAACGUUCGACUUCCAGGCCAUGGGGCGUAUUUUCGUCGGUCUUUGCCAGGUCGGCGCGUGGGGUUGCUUCGACGAGUUCAAUCGACUGGAAGAGAGAAUGUUGUCCGCCGUUUCACAGCAAGUGCAGACCAUUCAAGAGGCACUCAAGAGCCACCAAGAGGGAGACAACAAUACAAGCAGAUCAAUUACAGUCGAGUUAGUCGGCAAGCAAGUCCGUGUAAGCCAAGACAUGGCGAUUUUCAUCACCAUGAAUCCUGGUUAUGCUGGUCGGUCCAACUUACCUGACAACUUGAAGAAGCUAUUCCGCAGCUUGGCCAUGACCACGCCGGAUAGGCAGCUCAUUGCUGAGGUGAUGUUGUUCAGCCAAGGAUUUAGGACUGCUGAGAAGUUGGCUUGCAAGAUUGUACCGUUCUUCAAAUUAUGCGAUGAACAACUAUCGAACCAGUCUCACUACGAUUUUGGCUUACGAGCUCUGAAAUCUGUACUCGUUUCGGCCGGUAACGUCAAGCGUGACCGCAUACAAAAGAUUAAGGAAAACCUCAUAGAACGUGGCCAAGAAGUGCCAGAUGAAGCGUCCAUUGCAGAGUCACUGCCCGAACAAGAUAUUCUCAUACAAUCCGUAUGCGAGACUAUGGUGCCUAAAUUAGUAGCUGAAGACAUCCCACUGUUGUUCUCGUUACUAAACGAUGUGUUCCCUAAUGUUGGGUACACUAGGGCUGAAAUGACAGGUUUGAAGAAUGAGAUUCGCGCUGUAUGCGCUGAAGAAUUCUUAGUAUGCGGUGAAGGCGACGAACAAGGAUCCACUUGGAUGGACAAGGUGCUGCAACUGUACCAAAUCUGCAAAUUAAAUCACGGCCUUAUGAUGGUCGGACCUUCUGGGAGCGGCAAAUCUACAGCUUGGAGAGUACUACUCAAAGCUUUGGAGAGAUUUGAAGGCGUUGAAGGCGUAGCCCACGUAAUCGACCCAAAGGCGAUGUCAAAGGAAACUCUGUACGGUGUUCUGGAUCCAAACACUCGUGAAUGGACUGAUGGUCUGUUUACUCACAUUCUUAGAAAAAUCAUCGACAACGUGCGUGGAGAAAUUAACAAGCGUCAAUGGAUCAUAUUCGACGGUGAUGUGGACCCUGAAUGGGUAGAGAACUUGAAUUCGGUUUUGGACGACAACAAGCUGCUUACCCUACCCAAUGGCGAACGUCUGUCGCUACCGCCUAAUGUGCGAGUUAUGUUUGAGGUACAAGAUCUAAAAUAUGCAACACUUGCCACAGUAUCACGUUGUGGUAUGGUCUGGUUCUCCCAAGACGUCCUUACCACCGAGAUGAUCUUCGAAAACUACCUAAUGAGACUGAAAAACAUUCCUUUGGAAGACGGAGAAGAAGAUUCCUUCAGCAUUGUAGUGGCCGCUCCAUCUGGUGACCAGAAUGCUACUGAAAACAUAUUGUCACCGGCUUUACAAACUCAGCGGGAUGUAGCUGUAAUCCUGCAGCCAUUAUUCUUCGGUGACGGUCUAGUAGUGAAAUGCCUGGAGCACGCCGCCACUCUAGAUCAUAUCAUGGACUUCACGCGCCACAGAGCUCUGUCAUCACUGCAUUCUAUGCUAAAUAGAGGCGUUAGGAACAUCCUGGGUUACAACCGUCAACAUCCCGAUUUCCCCAUUACGAAUGAGCAGCUUGAAGCCUAUGUUCCCAAAUGGCUUGUAUACUCUCUACUGUGGUCAUUUGCCGGAGACGCUAAACUUAAAGACCGCAACGAGCUUGGAGACUUUAUUAGAUCGGCUAGCACAAUGCCACUACCUAACUGCGGACCCAAUCAGCACAUUAUUGAUUUUGAGGUGUCUAUAACUGGCGAAUGGGUUCCAUGGUCGGCCAAAGUACCUCAAAUCGAAGUGGAGACCCACAAAGUAGCUGCCCCUGAUGUGGUUGUACCUACUUUGGACACAGUACGACACGAAGCGUUACUUUACACUUGGCUUGCAGAACAUAAACCACUUGUGCUGUGCGGUCCACCCGGGUCUGGUAAAACAAUGACCUUGUUCUCUGCGCUACGAGCUUUACCAGACAUGGAGGUAGUCGGUCUUAAUUUCUCAUCUGCUACCACUCCUGAACUCUUGUUGAAGACGUUUGAUCAUUAUUGCGAGUACAGAAAAACUCCGAACGGUGUCGUGCUAGCUCCAGUACAGCUGGGCAAAUGGCUAGUGCUGUUCUGUGAUGAGAUCAACUUGCCGGAUAUGGAUCAGUACGGUACUCAACGUGUUAUCUCUUUCCUGAGACAACUGCUCGAACAUAAAGGCUUCUUUAGAGCAAGUGACCACUCGUGGGUGCACCUGGAGCGUAUUCAAUUUGUGGGUGCAUGUAACCCGCCCACCGACCCAGGCCGCAAGCCUCUCUCGCACAGAUUGCUAAGACACGUGCCUGUCAUAUAUGUCGAUUACCCUGGAGAAACCUCACUGGAACAGAUCUAUGGCACAUUCACUCGGGCCAUGCUACGUAUGCAACCAUCCCUACGCGGCUACGCAGAACCUCUAACCCAAGCCAUGGUGAAACUGUAUCUAGCGUCGCAAGAACGCUUUACUCAGGAUAUGCAGCCUCAUUACGUGUAUUCACCUCGUGAGAUGACGCGAUGGGUGCGCGGUAUUUGUGAAGCUAUUAGGCCGCUGGACAACCUAAAUGUAGAAGGAUUAGUGCGACUAUGGGCGCACGAAGGGCUCCGCCUCUUCCAGGACCGUUUAGUUGACGACUCGGAAAGACAAUGGACUGAUGAGAACAUCGACACUGUCGCUAUGAGAUUCUUCCCAGGAAUAAAUAGGGAACAAGCACUCGGUCGUCCUAUUCUAUACAGCAACUGGCUGAGUAAGGACUAUGUGCCAGUACUAAGAGAUCAACUUCGCGAGUACGUCAAAGCUAGACUCAAGGUGUUCUACGAAGAAGAGUUAGACGUGCCUCUAGUGUUGUUCGAUGAAGUUUUAGACCACGUAUUGCGUAUCGACCGUAUAUUCAGACAGCCGCAGGGCCACUUGCUGCUUAUCGGAGUGUCAGGUGCUGGAAAGACCACGCUCAGUCGUUUUGUUGCUUGGAUGAAUGGGCUGAGCAUCUUCCAGAUUAAGGUUCACAACAAGUACACUGGUGCAGAUUUUGAUGAAGACUUGCGUUCCGUUCUACGCCGCGCCGGCUGCCGCGACGAGAAAGUCGCCUUUAUUCUCGACGAGUCCAACGUGCUGGACAGUGGUUUCCUUGAGAGAAUGAAUACCCUAUUAGCUAACGGCGAGGUACCUGGUCUUUUCGAGGGAGACGAAUUCGCAACCCUAAUGACUCAAUGCAAGGAAGGCGCUCAACGAGAAGGCCUUAUGUUGGAUUCGAACGACGAGUUGUACAAAUGGUUCACAGGUCAAGUAAUGCGCAACCUGCACGUAGUGUUCACAAUGAACCCCUCAUCCGAGGGCCUGAAAGACCGUGCAGCAACCUCACCGGCACUGUUUAAUCGCUGUGUGCUUAACUGGUUCGGGGACUGGAGCGAUGGUGCUUUAUUCCAAGUGGGCAAAGAGUUUACAACACGUAUGGACCUAGACUCAGCUGACUACGUUCCACCGGAAAUAUUCCCCGCCGCAUGUGGAGAAGUGGGCGCCCGGCCUUCCCACCGCGAGGCGGUUGUAAACGCCUGUGUGUAUGUACACCAGACGCUGCAUCGUGCUAAUGCGAGACUCGCUAAAAGGGCCAAUAGGACCAUGGCUAUUACACCUAGGCACUAUCUAGAUUUCAUUCAGCAAAUGGUGAAGCUGUACGCAGAGAAGCGCGCCGACUUGGAGGAACAGCAACUACACUUGAACGUCGGUUUGGGCAAAAUCGCAGAGACCGUUGAACAGGUUGAGGAAAUGCAGAAGAGUCUUGCUGUCAAGUCUCAGGAACUCCAAGCUAAGAACGAGGCCGCUAACGCCAAGCUUCGUCAGAUGGUGAAAGACCAACAGGAGGCUGAAAAGAAGAAAGUUGAAAGCCAGGAGAUUCAGGUCGCUCUUGAAAAGCAAACGAAGGAGAUAGAGGCAAAACACAAAGACGUAAUGGCGGACUUAGCGCAGGUCGAGCCCGCUGUAAUUGAGGCGCAAAACGCCGUCAAAUCUAUAAAGAAGCAGCACUUGGUCGAAGUGCGAUCUAUGGGCAAUCCACCGGCUAUAGUGAAGGUGGCCUUGGAAUCCAUCUGCCUGCUUCUCGGAGAAAAUGCGACGGAUUGGAAGGCGAUUCGAGCGGUCAUCAUGAGGGAAAACUUCAUCAACAGCAUCGUGUCCAACUUCUCCACCGAGGACAUAACUGAUGACGUACGCGAGAAAAUGCGGACUCGCUAUUUGAGCAACCCAGAUUACAACUUCGAGAAGGUUAACAGGGCUAGUAUGGCUUGCGGCCCUAUGGUCAAAUGGGCUAUCGCUCAGAUCGAAUACGCGGACAUGUUGAAACGUGUGGAACCUCUCCGCAACGAACUCAAAGCCCUCGAAGACCAAGCUCAAACCAAUGUAACUGCAGGCGAUGAAGUGAGAGAACUAAUAGCGCAAUUGGAGAAAUCUAUCGCCUCUUACAAGGAAGAAUACGCGCAGUUGAUCAGCCAAGCACAGGCUAUUAAGACUGACCUUGAAAAUGUCCAAGCCAAGGUGGACAGAUCAAUCGCACUAUUGAAGAGUUUGGUGAUAGAGCGCGAACGUUGGGAGGCUAGCUCGGAGACCUUCCGCUCGCAAAUGAGCACCAUUGUCGGCGAUGUGUUAUUGUCGGCUGCAUUCAUCGCAUACGGCGGAUACUUUGACCAGCACUAUCGUCAAAACCUAUUCUCAACAUGGACGAAUCACCUAGCGGCGGCCAGCAUCAAAUACCGCGCGGAUAUUGCUCGUACGGAAUACUUGAGCAACCCCGACGAGAGACUGCGUUGGCAAGCUAACGCUUUGCCUUCUGACGAACUGUGUGUCGAGAAUGCUAUUAUGCUGAAGCGUUUCAACCGCUACCCCUUGAUCAUCGAUCCGUCAGGUCAAGCCACAGAGUUCAUAAUGCGCGAGUUUAAGGAGCGCAAGAUAACGAAGACAUCCUUCCUGGACGACUCCUUCAGAAAGAACCUUGAGUCUGCACUGCGGUUCGGUAACCCGCUUCUUGUACAGGACGUGGAAAACUACGACCCAAUCCUGAACCCUGUGUUGAAUCGCGAGCUCCGUCGUACUGGUGGCCGCGUGCUCAUCACUCUUGGCGAUCAGGACAUCGAUCUAAGUCCAUCCUUCGUCAUCUUCCUAAGUACUAGGGACCCCACUGUAGAAUUCCCUCCAGACAUGUGCUCACGAGUGACGUUCGUCAAUUUCACCGUGACGCGCUCGUCUCUACAGUCGCAGUGCUUGCACCGCGUGCUAAAGGCUGAACGACCUGAUAUUGACACUAAACGCUCCGAUCUUCUUAAAUUGCAAGGUGAAUUCCACCUCCGCCUGCGUCAACUGGAAAAGUCUCUACUGCAAGCAUUGAACGACGCGAAAGGAAAGAUCCUUGACGACGAUUCUGUCAUCGCUACUCUAGAAACCCUUAAGAAAGAAGCCGACGAUAUUGGACAAAAGGUGGAAGAAACGGACAAAGUUAUUGCAGAAAUUGAAACUGUCAGCCAGCAGUACCUGCCGCUCUCUCAAGCAUGCAGCAGCAUCUACUUCACUAUGGAGUCGCUGAACCAGGUGCACUUCUUGUACCAAUACUCGCUCAAGAUGUUCCUGGACAUCUUCAGCUCGGUGCUGGUUAGCUCCGGCCUCAACGCGGUCAGUGAUUAUACUGCUCGUCUUGGUAUUAUCACUGAAGAGUUGUUCACCGCGGUAUACGAGCGCGUAGCCCGAGGCAUGCUGCACACAGAUCGCCUGACCUUCGCUCUACUACUCUGCCGCAUCCACCUCAAAGGCACCGGUGCCGAAGACAUACUGGACCAGCAAUUUGCAGUGUUCUUACGAGGAAAGGAAGGUUUCGUCUCACAUACAACGCCACAUGAGGCUCUGACCUCUCAACAACAUCAAGCCGCCGCAAGAUUGAGCUCUAGGUUGGUGGCAUUCCGUCGUCUAUUAGAAAAGGCAGCGGAACUACCCGAACUAUCGGCAUGGUUGGCACAAGCAGCACCCGAGCAGUGCGUGCCGACGUUAUGGGACUCUGAGCCUGCGUCGCCGCCUGCGGCACAUACGCUCGCUAUGUACCGUUUACUCCUUAUACAGGCAUUCCGCCCCGAUCGAGUGAUAGCGGCAGCGGCACAACUCGUGGCCGCAGUACUGGGCAACGGCUUUAUGGCUAAAGCAGAGACAGAGUUUGAUCUAGCCGCCAUCACAGAAACGCAACUUAACGCCACUACGCCAGCACUACUUUGCUCCGUACCUGGAUACGAUGCUAGCGGUCGCGUGGACGACAUGGCAACUGAGUUGAACAAACCGUUGUCAAGUAUAGCUAUCGGUUCCGCCGAGGGCUUCAACCAGGCAGAGCGCGCUAUUAACACCGCUUGCAAGACAGGACGCUGGGUAAUGCUGAAGAACGUCCACCUAGCCCCAGUGUGGCUAGUGCAACUGGAAAAGAAACUACACUCACUGCAGCCGCACCCCAACUUCCGUCUCUUCCUGACGACGGAGAUCAGCCCUAAGCUGCCCGUUAACCUGUUGCGCGCCGGACGUGUGCUCGUGUUUGAACCUCCGCCAGGCAUUCGUGCCAACUUACUGCGGACAUUUGCUACGGUACCAGCUGCGCGGAUGAUGAAACCGCCAUCCGAACGUGCCAGACUUUACUUCCUGCUUGCUUGGUUCCACGGUAUCGUACAAGAGCGUCUCCGUUACGUACCACUCGGUUGGGCCAAAUAUUACGAAUUCAACGAGUCUGAUUUACGAGUAGCAUGCGACACUCUCGACACAUGGAUCGACGCUACAGCCAUGGGCCGAACCAACUUGCCACCAGAAAAAGUACCAUGGGAGGCCCUGGUAACUUUAUUGUCGCAGUGUAUUUAUGGAGGAAAGAUUGAUAAUGCGUUCGAUCAGAGGCUGCUGCAUUCGUUCCUUUGCAAGUUGUUUACUCCGAGGUCGUUUGAGGCUGACUUCGCGCUUGUUGCUAAUGUUGAUGGGGCUACUGGCAACCAAAGGCACAUUACUAUGCCGGACGGCAACCGCCGUGACCACUUCCUUAAAUGGAUCGAGGAAUUGUCCGACCGUCAAACACCAUCGUGGCUUGGAUUGCCCAAUAACGCAGAAAAGGUGCUAUUAACAACUCAAGGCAGUGACUUAGUGUCGAAACUGCUCAAGAUGCAGCAGCUAGAGGACGAAGAAGAACUUGCCUACAGCAGUGCAACGCAAGACCACGACCCGCACUCCAUCGUGGUGGAAGGCGACGGUCGCCCAGCCUGGAUGAAAACUUUACACCAGACCGCCGCCAACUGGCUUCAACAACUUCCGCAGGAGCUACCGACUCUACGCCGAACGGUGGAGAACAUCAAGGAUCCGUUGUACCGUUUCUUCGAGCGCGAAGUGGCAGCCGGUGCUUCGUUGUUACAGCAAGUGCUGCAUGAUCUACGAAACGUUAUUUCAAUCUGCCAGGGUGAAAUGAAACAAACAAACGAGACCCGAGCAAUGGUGGGUUCUCUCGUCCGCGGUAUCCUGCCUACUUCGUGGAAACGCUACGCCGUAGCACGCGGCUGCACCGUGCAACAGUGGGUCGGGGACUUUGCUGCAAGAAUCACACAGCUCUCAGCUGUGUCUGACGCUGUUGCCGACCGUGGGGCUAAAAGACUGCAGAGCAUCCCUGUUUGGCUGGGUGGUCUACUGAACCCAGAAGCUUACAUCACAGCGACGCGCCAGUGCGUCGCACAAGCCAACUCGUGGUCCCUUGAAGAAUUACAUCUGCAGGUGACGAUCCCCGAUCCCGGCACGCCGACAGAGAACGCGCAGACAGAGUGGUCGUUUUCGGUGACCGGGUUAAAGCUGCAGGGCGCCACUGUCAAAGGCAACCGGUUGCUGCUCACUAACACCAUCAUGGUCGAUCUGCCACUCACCGUCCUUACUUGGAUACGUGGCGCCGAACCGACCACAGGUGGUCAAACCCUGACUCUACCCGUAUACCUAAACAGCGCUCGCUCGGAAUUGUUGUUCACCGUUCGCCUGCCCAUAGCACCUGGACAGGAACCCCACGCUUUCUACGAACGUGGUGUCGCUCUGCUUACUUCUACUGCUCUUAAUUAAAUGCACGAUCAAAUUAGCCUGAGCCUACCUUAAUAAACAAAUAUUAUUAAAAACAAAUAUGAUAUAGUAAAUAAAAUAAACUGUACGUUUGCAUAGAAUUUACGAAGAAAUACGUAAAGCGAUUCUGAUGCAUAUAUUACACCUGAUAAAGAAUUUAAAAUAUAUUUAUGGGUAGCACAUGAUAUGAUAUUCAUAGUCUAUUUAAAUAGCUAACAAAUAACGUGCUUGUAUGUCUUAUUCUGCGGAAUAUAUAGUUAUUCAUAUGCAAUGCUUAUAUAUCCUCAUAUACUCAGUGAUUGUAGCAGUUAUAUAUUUAUG
Messenger RNA from Hyposmocoma kahamanoa, 13524 nucleotides. RefSeq names its product dynein heavy chain, cytoplasmic (gene Dhc64C). Lineage: Eukaryota; Metazoa; Arthropoda; Insecta; Lepidoptera; Cosmopterigidae. The transcript has 89 exons. Gene Ontology annotation, biological process: microtubule-based movement. Bases 226 to 13206 code for a protein of 4326 amino acids. The record is from RefSeq and is a predicted model, not a curated record. Gene Ontology annotation, molecular function: dynein light intermediate chain binding; dynein intermediate chain binding; ATP hydrolysis activity. Gene Ontology annotation, cellular component: dynein complex.